Messenger RNA from Gastrolobium bilobum, 1816 nucleotides. RefSeq lists its product as uncharacterized. Gene Ontology annotation, cellular component: chloroplast envelope. The record is from RefSeq and is a predicted model, not a curated record. The coding region runs from base 66 to 1484 and encodes 472 amino acids. Gene Ontology annotation, molecular function: catalytic activity. Lineage: Eukaryota; Viridiplantae; Streptophyta; Magnoliopsida; Fabales; Fabaceae. The transcript is spliced from 6 exons.
GGCAAUGAAGCAUUGAGCUUAAGCUGGUUUUAAAGAGAAGCGAUUUGGGUGAAGUGCCGUAGCAGAUGAUGAGAAUGAGGGUGUUUUGUGGGGAAUUGGGUUUGGUGAACAUUCCUAGUCCUUAUUUAUCCCAUCGCCGCAAUAACUAUCUAAACUGUGCUACUCAUAAGAAUAGUCUUGUUGCCUCUGCUUCUUCAGCUCCAUCAGUUAGCGGUUCAGGUGCUGAAUAUUCUGAGCAGUUGUUGGAUGUGGGAGCAAAGAAGAAAAAGAAGAUGAUAGCUGGCAUAGACCAGGAUGAGUUGGUGGAUCCAAAGCUUUUAGCUGAUCUAGACAGCUGUUUUUGUGAGUACAAAGGAGUUCAUAUACACCACAAGAUAUAUGAUGCUGAAUCCCAGGCACAAAGCAUGUUCCAGAGUGAAACUGUUUCUCACCAAAUCAAGAAGCUAGGGUUUCCUGUGAUUCUGUUACAUGGAUUUGGAGCCUCGGUUUUCUCAUGGAAACAAGUUAUGAAGCCUUUGGCAGAGGUGACUGGUUCAAAAGUUCUUGCUUUUGAUAGGCCAGCCUUUGGUUUGACAUCAAGGAUGAAUUUAUCUAGGCAUCUUUCUUCAGGAACAAGAGACACAAAACCUCUAAAUGUAUACUCAAUGGCAUUUGCAGUGCUUGCUACCUUGCACUUCAUGGAUUUGUUAAAUGCUGAGAAGGCAAUUUUAGUGGGGCACUCAGCUGGUUCACUUGUAGCAGUUAAUACAUAUUUUGAAGCUCCCAAUCGUGUUGCUGCUCUGAUCCUCAUUGCUCCAGCAAUUUUUGCCCCACUUACUGGACCCAGAGUUGUUAAAGAAAAUCAAUCAAGACAAGAUAACCAAAUGAAAGAAGACAACAGUUCUAUCGGAAAAAAUCCAAUUUUUGGGCUUUACAAGAUGUUGUCCAAGAUUACCAAGUACAUUGCAGAGGCAAUAACACAGAUGAUGAAGCAGAUGACGAAUAUGCUCAACUCUUUGUAUAGGAAAUUCUUAUCAGCUAUCCUGCGUUCUUCCCUUGCUAUAAUGCUGGUAAGAAUGGCAAUUGAUAAGUUUGGUACUGCUGCAGUUCGAAAUGCAUGGUAUGACCCAAAGCAGGUCUCUGAGCAUGUCCUUGGUGGUUAUACAAAGCCAUUGAGGACUAAGGAUUGGGAUAGGGCACUAGUGGAAUACACUGCUGCAAUGUUUCUAGAUGAGGAAUCUCAAACAAAGCCAUCACUUUCCGAAAGACUUCAUGAAAUAUCGUGUCCUGUUUUGAUUGUAACUGGUGAUAGUGACCGAUUAGUCCCUUCAUGGAAUGCUGAGAGACUUUCACGAGUCAUACCAGGAGCAUCGCUUGAAGUCAUUAAGCAAUGUGGUCAUCUGCCCCAUGAAGAAAAAGUGGAGGAGUUUAUUUCAAUUGUUGAAAACUUCCUAAGGAGAUUAGUAGGAGAUUCCAACGAACAAUAUCUAAUAUCCGCAAUGUGAAAUUUCUACAAUUCAAGCUUCCCAUUUUACUUCAUAGAAGAUCCAUAUAAUAUUAGGCAGACACUAAUGCAAUUUUAUCAGAUGGAUGUAGAUUCAUUAAAGGUGUAUUGAUGCAUACCCUGUCUAGCAGGUAAUGAAAAAUUUGGAAGUAAAAAAAUGAUGAUAAGCAAUUACAAAUAAUUUUAUAUUAUAGUUUAUUGCUGCUAGCCUGCUACAGUGCUUGAAGAAAUCCUCUGCAUGUUUACCUGCCUGAAUAAUCUGUAACUCGAUUUAUACCAUUGACCAUUGGGCCUAGCAUGGAUGUCUCGGAUGUAACAACACUUACUGUUUAA